This is a messenger RNA of Eucalyptus grandis, 2481 nucleotides long. RefSeq lists its product as uncharacterized. NCBI's taxonomy places the organism in Eukaryota, Viridiplantae, Streptophyta, Magnoliopsida, Myrtales, Myrtaceae. Bases 173 to 1300 code for a protein of 375 amino acids. The transcript has a single exon. Gene Ontology annotation, molecular function: double-stranded DNA binding. Gene Ontology annotation, biological process: chloroplast organization; regulation of DNA-templated transcription. The record is from RefSeq and is a predicted model, not a curated record. Gene Ontology annotation, cellular component: chloroplast.
CCUUUGAAGACCAUUUCGAGUUUGGAGAAAGACAGCGCGGGGGAAGAAAGCAAAACCCCAUGAAUUUUUAAGUUUUUUCGGUCGGGCAAAACCUCAUGAAUUGAAAGCUCCAGUUUUGUAGCAGAAGGAAGAAACCGGAGUUCCUUAAAGUUCGUCAGAUUCGGAGACACCCAUGUUCCAUUUGUCUCGCGAAGCCCUGCUUCACGUUAGGGUUCUUCAACUCGCUCCACAAGCCGAUUCACUCCGCCUGCUGCUCAGAUUUUCCUCGACCUUGUCGAAAUCUCGAGCGUUCAGAGUCUCCUACCUCGUCAACUCUUGUGGGUUGUCUCCAGAAUCGGCUCUCUCCGCUUCCAAGCUCCUCAAAUUCGUAACCCCAGCAAGACCGGACGCAGUCAUCGGCGUCUUCAAGAACCGAGGUUUCACUCCGGCUCAAAUCUCACAGAUCAUCGCGAGGUUCCCCACGUUGCUUUCGUUGGACCCGGAUAAGAUUCUCUCGCCAAAAUUCGAUUUUUUGCGCUCCAGAGGGAUCUCCGACCUCGAAUUAACCAAGCUCGUGGUUGUGGUCCCGUGGAUUUUGGGCAGGAGCCUAGAGCAGCAUUUGGUACCCACUUUUCGUUACGUUAGUAAUUUGUUACAAUCCGAUGAGAAGGCCAUCGGAGCCAUCAAACGUGCUCCUCGAUUAUUGUAUGAUAAUCCUCAAGUUGAACUUGUUCCUGAAGUCACGGCUUUGAGGAAUGCCGGAGUGCCGGAGGGGAAUAUCCGGCAUUUAGUCCUGUACCACGGGCAUAUGUUUUGGAGCCGGUCCUUCCGAUUUGAGGAGAACAUGAAUAGGGUGAAGGCAAUGGGUUUUGACCCUUCCAAAGUGAGUUUUGUCAUUGCUCUGCGCGUGCUUAUGGGCAUGAGUGAGUCGGUGUGGAGGAGGAAAAUUGGUGUGUAUGGCCAGUGGGGUUGGUCCGAGGAGGUGGUUAUUUUAGCUUUCAGGAGGUAUCCAUUGUGCAUGAUGUUGUCGGAGAGCAAAAUUACUGCCACAAUGGACUUCUUUGUCAAUGUUGUGGGGCUUGAUCCUUUGGUUAUCUCCCAACGUCCACUAGCCAUCGCAUUUAGCUUAGGGAAGAGAAUUGUUCCUCGGGGUUCAGUCUUUCAAGUUCUACUGUCUAAAGGUUUGGUUAAACCCUGUAGCCUGUCUACAUUGUUGACUAUUUCGGAGCAGAAGUUCCUGGAGAAGUAUGUGACUACUUAUUUGCGGGAAGUGCCACAGUUGUUGGCUCUCUAUAAUGAGAAGAUGGGUCUUGCAUGCUAGUUUGGAAUUUUUGGUACUUGUUCAGGUUAAUCUAGGAUAGGAUUCUGGUAAAACCGAACAAAAAUUUGGCUCUUCUUUUUGUCUUUUGUCUCCGUGCUACUUGAUAAAUUUAAAUUCUCUAUUUGUGAGGUUAUUGUUUCAUCCCUCCAUGUUUAAUAUUUAAUCCUCCUAUCUUCUGUGCAAUAUCUCCAAUACCAAAACUAAAAUGGAACUUGAGGAAAAAUCGAACGAUAGUGGUUCUUCCUUCUUUUGACAAUAUUAAUUUUCCUUCCUGUAAAUUCUCUUUGCCUAUCUGUGUUCCCCUCAUAAUUAUUCUUGCAAUGUGUCCCCGUAAUAAUGAAACUAUUGGCUGUGCUCGAACCUAAGGUAUUGAACUGACUUAAGGCAACUCCUAAUUAGUUUUACUUUAUUUUACUAUUAACUUAGCUUUGUUCCCUGUCACCUGGUGCCAUGCUAGUAGUUCUUCAUGUUCAGAUAAAUAUUCUUUAUUUUUGCCAGGUUUGGAGAUAUCAUGAUGAAAUGCUCUGAUUAGUAAUUUGUACUUUCAUAGAUAAUGACAAAAAUUACUUGUUUACAGUUUUGUCUAGACUCAAAUAUGAAGUGGAUAUGUUCCCCUUGGAGAAGUUAGAUUCCAAAUUUACCAGUAUAAAAGGCAACUGUGUUUCGAGCCUCUGAUGGGUUUUAAUCAUGGAUUUCAGUAUAAUUAGGGCAACAAAUGACUUGAGACAGGGAGCAAAUCAAUGCAUGCUGCAAGUCAGUUGAUCCGGGGCAAAAUCUGUUUUAAAUUUAAAGAGGCAUCCUUGGUGUAAGGAGUCAUCUGAGAGUGAUAUUGCAGCGGCGAUGAACUUUUUUGUCAACAUCCUUAUCACUCAAAAUCCCAUAAAGAUGAUGUCCAACAGUUUGUCUGGAGAGGCUGUAGCUUGCUCAUAUGCGAUUGUUUCACCCAAUUUCAUGAGGAAUUUUGUGACUGCUAAUGGGGGAUGGUCCUCACUCAUUUGAACUAUGCAGAGAAGAUGUGUCUCACAUGCUUGAUUGGAACUUGAGGUACUUGGUGGGAAAUUAGAAUGUUCAUAAACAAAAGGGAAAAUUCUCCUUCUCUUGCUUGGAUUUUUGCUGCUUGGUGAAGCUUGUUUCGUCAUUUAGUAUCUUAUUCAUUUCAUUCUUCUGGGUUUAAAACUUAA